Lolium perenne is the source of this 1791-nucleotide messenger RNA. The record is from RefSeq and is a predicted model, not a curated record. Lineage: Eukaryota; Viridiplantae; Streptophyta; Magnoliopsida; Poales; Poaceae.
AUGGGCCGCACCCACACCCUGCGUCUCGAUGCUCCCUCAGCUAGCACCCAACCACAGGUUCACGAGCAUGUGGCUCCCCUGCAGGCCGAGGUUGGCCGCGAGUUCCUGGAGAAACUCACCUCCCAGGGCAAGAAGAACAAGGCCCCGGCUCCUGAGGCCGGUUCAAGCCAAGGCCCUCCCGCCAAGCGCUCCCGGACCGAAGUUGUCGGAGGGAAGGAGGUAGGCAGGAAGCGCUACCAGAAGAAACAGAUGCCGGUCGCUUCCGGAAAGAAGAAGAAGACCACGGACUCUUCCCCCUCCAAGCCGGUGCCGGACUCUUCCACGCCGGCAAGUUCCACUCUGGGCCAGGACGUGCCUGACGCCCCUUCGUCGCCCAAAACUACGCCCGCGCCUCCGCCGGAAGCUCCCACCGUCGAGCCGACCAGGGCCACGCCGACGCCGCCGCCAAACCAAGGACCCGCACCAUCUCCAAGACAAGGGCCCGCUGCGGACAAGCCGCCGCUGCCGCCAGAAGGCACCAAGCCCGUCAGGGCGGAAGCUUUCAAGGGGAAGGCCACGGCUUCCGGCGCCGCUACGCCUGGCUCGCAGCAGCUGGCGCUGCACGCCGGCCGCGCGGCUGUCGCAGCCGGUGAGGCAACCUCCGGUCUGCUUGGCCGGAUAACCGAACUGAAGAGCGAAGGCCGCGAGCUGGGCCAUCUGCUUGAAUAUGCUGAAAAGUGGAAUCAAGCGGAUGUGUCCGCGGCCACGCGCGGCUUGGGGAAGGACCGGCUUCCGGGGAUUGACCCCGCUGGCCCCCGGUGCACUGAGGAUCACUUCAUCCGGCUGCGGCGCGCGGUGAGGGAGCUCGACAACGCGUGGCACGAUGCCACCAACAACGUUGUGAGCACAGCGGACGCCCGGAAGCGCCUCUUUGAGGAGCUUCUGUGGGAGCACCGGGACCUUUCCGAGGCCCAUAGCCACUGCCAAGCUAUCCUGGAAGCCUCCAUUGAGGCCCUCAAGGCCCAGCUCAGCACCCUCCAAGGUGAAAAGGAGCAGCUCAUCCAGGAGCACCGCAAGGCUCUGGACGCCCAGAAGGCCAUCUCCAGAGGGCUGAAGGACGAGCUCACCCAGUUCAGUCUCCGGCAUGAUCAGGAACUGAAGGACACCAAAGCUGCGGCUGAGGCGCAGCUAAAGGAGGCCCUGGAUGAUUCUGUCAACUCCACCGCGGUGCUGCGAGCAGAGCUUGAGGAGGGAGGGCUCUUUCCGGAUUCACAGGCGUACGCGCAGAAGAAGGUGGCAGAGCGCCGGAUCGCGCAAGCGUUCAAGAAUCCGGAUGCGCCCUGGGACCCUUAUGACCAUCUGGUCACGCUUUCUGCCCGGGUCUCUCAUAUGCGCGCGGUGGACCGGAACCUUGCCGAAAUUCCCGAGGUGGCGAUCCAGCUCUUCAAGGUGCUGUGGCCCGAGGAGGAGGUGCCGGCUAACCUGACGCUGACCUCCGAACGCCUGAAAGACGAGGCGUUACGCACCGCCUGUUCCUGGUAUGAGGACUUGGACCUGGACGCCUUCGUCGCCGCGCGCCAAGACACUCCUACCGACAUGGAUCCGGCCCUCACCGCCAAGCGGAAGGAUCGCGCCUACCGGAUAGCUGAGUAUGCGACAGUCCGCACCUUCAUUCCUCCUCCUCCUCCUGGCGUCACUGAUUAUCUUAGUGACUAUGAAGAAGAGGAAGAUGAGGAUGAGGAUGCCGGAGAAGAUGCGCCUCCGGAAGGUCCUGAUGCCGGUAAUGUCCCUCCGGAAGCUCCCGCUGCUUGA